Malaya genurostris is the source of this 2257-nucleotide messenger RNA. RefSeq lists its product as uncharacterized. The coding region runs from base 1223 to 2257 and encodes 344 amino acids. The record is from RefSeq and is a predicted model, not a curated record. The transcript is spliced from 3 exons. Lineage: Eukaryota; Metazoa; Arthropoda; Insecta; Diptera; Culicidae.
CGGAUUACGAGAAAUUGAGAGGAGGUUGAAUUUUCGCAAUCAUUUUUCAUAAGAUAUUACAUCUCUAAAACGACGUGUUUUGUGCAUGUAAUGAAGUAGGCCAAUAAUUACGAACUAUUUAAAGUAAGUAUUAUGAAAAUAAAAGCAAAACAAUCGUUUAUAAUUAAAAAUACGCCAUGUCCAGAAUGCAUUCCAUAUUUUAAGACAAAAUGUAUUUUUGCCAUAGCCUUUGUUUGAGUGUGAAGAGACGGUUUGUCAACAACAACUUCUUACAGAGGAAUUAUGCAUUUAGCUUUGAGCAUUCGAGAUGGCUAAAACAAAAAAGAACAUGAGGGAGAAAAGGUACACGGAAGAAGGUGUACAAAAAUGUUUAAGUGAGAUAAGGAGCGGAAUAUCUAUCCGUAGUGCAUGCAUACGCUUUGGAAUACCGCGAUCAACUAUAAAAUUCCGCAUGAGUAAAAAUUACAAGCAACAAAUUAGAUCCGGACCACCUACUGCUCUUCGAUCGGAACAAGAAACAGAACUGGUUAAUUGGAUAUUAAAGAUGGCCCGGAAGGGUUUCCCAGUUACUAAGUACCGAUUAAUAAAUAGUGUGAUGAAUUAUCUCGAACAUAAUCCCAAUAUGAAUGUCUUCAAAAACGGCAAACCAAGUAGCGCAUGGUUCAAUUCUUUCAUGAGUCGUCAUAAGGUACUUUCUAUUCGCAAACCGGAAAGUGUCACAAAGGCAAGUGCUAAUGUUACAGAACUCGAUAUACGGAAUUGGUUCAAGGAAGUUUUAACGGUUUUGGAAGAAUAGGGACUAUCUGAAGUCCUUAUGAGCGCAGGCAGUGUACUUAAUGGUGAUGAAUCUUCAUUCUAUCUUGAUCCAUCCAUCGAUAAAGUAAUCUCAAGACGUGGAGAAAAAAAUGUAUAUAAAGUCGACCAGGGCCCUACCAAAAAGAAUAUAACAGUUAUGUUCACUUGUGCGGCUGAUGGAAAGAUGUUUCCUCCUAUGGUUGUUUUGCCAUAUAAAAAAAUACCAACCGACAUAACUCGAAGUGUACCUGCUGAUUGGGGACUAGCUAAAACCGAUUCUGGUUGGAUGACAAGAUCGUGUUUCUAAAAAUAUAUCAAGUUUAUACUUCAACCGCAGUUGGCAAAGGAAAAUGCGCUACCAGCUAUAUAUUUUAUUGAUGGUCAUUCUUCUCAUACUGCUUGGGAAACUGCAGAAGAAUGCCGCAAGAUGGGCAUACACUUAGUUUGCCUGUAUGCAAACUGCACUAGAAUACUACAGCCCCUUGAUGUUGCGGUAUUCAAACCUAUGAAAAGUUCAUGGCUUAAAGUGGUAGAUGAUUGGAAAUGUUUAAAUCCUAAUAAAUAUUUAAAAACAGAAAAUUUUGCUCCGCUUCUUGCGAAAGCUAUUAAAUCAGUUGAGAGUAAAAUAAUACAAAACGGAUUCAAAGCGUGUGGACUAUAUCCAUUCAAUGAAAAUAAUAUCGACUACAGUAAAUGUUUGGCGAACAGUCUUCCAGUAGGCGAAAAUUUCGAGAAUAAAGGGACGGAUACUCGACAAAUUACUUCACUAACAUUUCCCAUUGUACGAUCGAAAGCUGUGGAAAUUUUAACAUUGAUAGGGCCCGACCGUAUAUCGCUUUACAAAAGAAAUAAUCCUGAUGAUUUUCCAUCUGAUGAAGAUAAAAUUCUUGCGCGCGUGUAUAAACUUCUUGAACCCUUGGAUUCGUCUUCGAAUAUGAAUAUUCCUGGAAGUAAUACUACAAAGAUGCAUAUAGAGCCAAACAUGCAUAUUGCAGAGUUUGUCAAUAUGGACAAUGUGGAAUCUGUAACAGAGGUAGAAUAUUUGGACAAACAAGAGUCAUAUGAAAGCGGAAUGUUGGACUUUUAUCAGUCGACCAGUGAGGAUCCACUGAAAGAAUGUGUUUCAGAUUUAAAUAUUAUUCAACAAAACAAUUUAACUGAUGAAAUCUGUGAGAAUAUUUCACAAAUUUCGUUGUCUCAAUUUUUAACGUCACCAGAAACGCCACAUAGAACCGGGAACAGACGCUUUAAACAUCGAAGCCCAGCUGUUCUUACCUCACGCCGUAGACUACAAUAUCACAAAGCACUACAAGAAGAAAAAGUUAAAGAAAUUGAAGUAAAACAAAGAAAAGCAGAACUACGAAAGAAGAAACAACUGGAGGAAAAGAAACGAAAAAGACAAAUUGCUAUUUUUAUCUUGAUUGUAUUUUAUACGUUAAUGUCUGAGAAAUACAUAUUCUAA